AACGAAGAACGAAUCCUCCAGAACCCAAGCAAUUUGGCAUUAAUAUUCCACGUGAAAAAUCAAAAAGUACCUCCUUAAGUAAAAUAUAAUUUCUGAUAUUACGUAUCUAAGACAGCAAUUAGUAUUAUUUUAACAGUACAUAUUAUUAAUCGUUUAAAUUUGUAUAUUCGGUAUUUUUGUUUCAAAAUGAUGUAUUAUUUUAUUAAUCGCAGAAAUCCUUGCCGCAUUCUCAACUAGGUUCUAGUAAAUAAAUCGAUACUAUAUUGGGAUAAGAAUUUUUAGAGAUAUUCCACGGCAUUGCACGCAGCUACCCUUUUAGGAGAAGGCGCUUCAGGGAUCAUCGGAGAGGCAGGCGAAUGGCCAAUGGAUACAUUGCCCCACGAGCUUACCUUUUAUCUCGUUUCAUUUCCUGGAAAUGCCCUGAGGCACCUUUUUCUUUUACAUACUUUUACAUCUUAACAUUAAUUACUUGUCGUAUGUCUCCUUUUAUUUCCGUCUAUUCUUCUCCCGAGCUGACAGCAAGAAAAAUACUCUAUUAAUUAUCUUUCACGAUUACGUAACGUUGCAAGUAAUACAGUGCAUCUCUACAGAUGGCGUAAUAGUCGUAUUAAUGACACAUCGCUAGCGAUCGUUACCAUCCACGUGUCUUAACUAUUCGCAUCUUUGUGUUUUUCUUUUGUUUAUCUCAAUUUAUUAAGUAUCGUGUUUCUUAAAGAAAAUGAUCAGAGAAUCCGUGUAAUUCCAACAUGAAUCUUUCGUCAUAAAUAAUACGGUGUUAUUUUCAAAAUAAGAAACUAUCACAGUGAUAACGUGGUAUCAGAGAGGAAAUAGAGUACCAAAGUACAACCAGCUAGUUACUUUCUUCGUUGUACCCUCUAGCGGGAAAUUGGCAACGCUUUCAAACAGGAACAAUGGAAAUCUGCAUCGAUUCUAUAGAAUCAGCGAAAAACGCGAUCGGAGGUGGCGCAACGAGACUCGAAGUUUGUUCUGCCCUUUCCGAGGGUGGUUUAACGCCCACUCCUGGCUUUUUGCGAUUACUUAAAGUCAUUUCACCGUUACCACUCUACGCUAUGCUUCGAACACGUUCUGGAAAUUUUAUAUACACGAAGGAAGAAAUGGACGUUAUGCUACUGGAUUUAAAACUAUUGAAAGAACACGGUGCCAGUGGAUUCGUUUUUGGUGCAUUGACACCGGACAACGAAAUUGAUGUAAAAUCUUGUCAAGACGUUCUUUCUGCUGCUCGACCAUUACCAGUGACCUUUCAUCGAGCCUUCGACGAAGUCAACGAUCCCUUAAAAUCCUUGCAAAUUUUAAUAAACCUCGGUUUUAAAAGGGUUCUGACUUCUGGCCAGAAGGAUACUGCCGAGGAGGGGUUGGAAUUAAUACAGAAGCUCGUUCAAGAAGCUCAAAAUAGAAUUAUUGUGAUGCCAGGUUCUGGUAUCACUAAAGAUAAUAUCUUAAAAAUAAAAAUGGCAUCUGGAGCGGAAGAAUUUCAUGCAUCUGCUAGAAAGAUGAUAACUUCGCAUGGUACAAAUAGAGUUAAAAUUGGCGCUAAUAAAGAAACUUGUAUCAUGGUGACUGACAAACAAAUGGUAGAAGAAAUGGUUCGAACUAUUCCAGUUGUUUUUUGAAUACGAUUUUCAUGAUUUUCAUGAUUUUAUUAACACUUUCAAUAAUUCUAUGUGUCAAAAACACUAACGAAUAAUGGAAUAUUUAUCAAAAAAUUUUUACAACUCUAUAUUAGAAAAAAAGAUGUUUCAAAUUGUCUGUACAUCAAUUUCAAUCUCAAUAAAAAUUGAUAAAAUGUCGAAUCACGUUUGAACGUAAAUUGCAAUAUCUACUGUUCAGUAAAGUGCGAAAUCGAGAAAAAAUACGACGAUUAAAGGUACGAAAAAGCGCGUAAGAGCAAAAUUAAAUUAAUAAUGUAAGUUAUAUAAAUAAAUACUUGUAUGAAAGAAUAAGUGAAAUGCUAGUAUUGUGAUUUUAUAAAAAUAUAAUCUCCUAUUUCGAUUAGACACUGUAAUAUUAAUACAAAUAUCCUUAAAGUGCAAACGUAUUCUUCUGCACAAUAAGUUCAGCAGAUGUCAUUAUCAUCCGCGUUUAAAUCGUAAUGGUUUCACAGUACAUAGAAUAAGUGGAAUCUAUGUUACGCGUUGGAAAUUAUGUAUGAGAAAGGAUUGCCUAUUCUGUCGCGAAGAAUAGAGAACAAUCAUUCGAUGAUUCAGAACCUUUGAAAUUAUCUCGACGUCCUUCUUUAUGUAUGCAGAAAGUUAACUCGCGGAGAGUCUUCUCUCGGAGUCUACAUUUCAUCAUAACUUCUCUUUAAAAAUUAAUUUUUAAUUAAUCAUUACCCUAACAUCAAUAAUAUAUGCUCUACCAUAAACUGUACGUAUGUACAUCCAUAUUAAUUGUUAGUAUACCAUUAAACAUGAAAUUUGAAUCCUCCAAAUCCCAUAAACACUAACAAGGUCCUCUUGCACAAUUGAAUUAGUAUCAUUAGUAAGAUAUUACAAGUUACAGGUCACACGUUACCGACACUAUUAAAUUCCCUUGCAUAAUCACAAUAAGCUUGGUAAUAAAACAAACGAAAUUGUACGUCCACAAUUACAAGUCACCUGAUUGUUUUAUAUCA
Molecule: messenger RNA, 2632 nt
Organism: Bombus pascuorum
Lineage: Eukaryota; Metazoa; Arthropoda; Insecta; Hymenoptera; Apidae
Product: copper homeostasis protein cutC homolog
Exons: 3
Coding region: 912-1631 (239 amino acids)
Molecular function (GO): copper ion binding
Source: RefSeq, a predicted model, not a curated record